AUGUCCGCGGAGCUCCUUCGCCAACUUCAAGUCUUCAAGGCGAAGCAUAACAUAGCUCAGCAACCCAAGCAUGGGAAGGUGUCCUUCCUCUACGACUGGCGCGAUGCGAGGACGGUCGAGCCACAAGCCAUUGCCGAGGCUGCGUUGUCGUGCUUCCAAGACCUAGUAGCCCAGGACCCCACCUUAGAGCAGUUCGCCGCUCUAUUUGAGGUGGAGAAGGAGGGCUACAAAGGCAGAGACUUCCUCACUACUGAGGAGAAUGAUGACCUCAACAAUACGAUAGAAAGGCUGCUUAUGCACUUGUCCAAGCAUCUCCUCACCGAGCAGGGCCAGACUUGUCUCGAGCUGCUUGUCAGUCGCUAUGAGGUCCAAACGUACAAUAUGGAGGCUCUACUGCUGGCCGGGAUCCCAUUCCAUGAUAGUCCUGUGUUUGCUCGCCUCACUAAGAUCGUCAAGUGGGGUGACGACUCGCAGUGGAUCUUCCUUGAUAAAGUCCGCAAAACCGGAGAGCCUCUCAAGAGGCAGCACUUAGUUCAUAUGGCGAGGACAUCCUCGUCACUGUGGCGCACUCUAUGUGACUACACUCGUAAAACGUUGAAACGUGGGAUCGUCAACCGUCCAUUGCUGACUACCAUUAACAUGGUGUUCUUGGAGGCCCUUUCGGAAUCACAUAAGUUCACAUUCGACCUAGCGCCGGCUCUCUUCCCCUUGAUCACAGCUGCUCUCAAGAAGGGCUCUACUGACCGUCAAGCCUUCUCAUUUGCAGUGACCAUGCUGAUACCACUCAUCGUUAGCUCCAGCUUCACAGAUGCUGAUCUGUGCAGUGUACUUGCUAGGGCCGUGAAGCAUGCCCUUCUCCCAGCGUUUGCGGAAGUUGUUGACAUUCUAGCCCUUGGCUUGAGGUUCUCCCAAAGAGAGGGUAAUUUCUGGAUCAAGGUUGCUAGGGAGCUCAACGCUCGUUUCGACACUCACUCAGAUCAGGUGUUGGAGGCCAUUGGCAAGUCCAGGGGCUGGACCCUCGUGUUGAGUGGAUUGAUACUUCCUUAUGGUGCAUCCUCAAUCUUGUCAGCUGUGGUGUCCUCUGGUUGGCUCCUGCGUGCUUCUACCGUGGCUGCUCUGAGUGUAUGCGACUCGGCUGUGGCCAUCAUUGCUAACGGCCCUAAGGAAUCCCACGUCGAGGAGAUACUACCCCAGCUGUAUGACACUUUCCCUGUUGCUGUGAGUCGCUGUGCUCUGAAGCAUAAGUGUGUGAAAGAAGUGGAGUCACUCUUGCCGGGCGGGCAUGUCUUGGAUGCUCAACUGCUUCGUCAUUUGUCCACGACAUCAGCAUCUGCUCGGGAGGAGGCGAUCUCCCAAUUGGUCGAUCGUGACAAUACGACGGGAGGGGAGGCGAAGGCCGUGGCUGGGCUGCUGGUGGAGCGCCUCGGGGUUGAGCCUUCACAUGUUAUCAGGAUGAAGAUCCUCAAUUCUGGUUGGGUUUGGAAGGCCGUCUCGGCUGAGGCCAAGAAUGUGGCUCUUGUGGGGAUGUUGAAGAUGCUGAUGCCCCCGAGGGAGCGCAUCACGCCCAAGCAGUACUGGGAAGAGGUCGGUAGUUACCUCACCGCGACUCAGGUUGUCGCCGUUGACGAGCGUAUCGUGGAGGAAGUCGAGGCAGUACUGUCUCUACUGAGUGGCGAGGCCAUCCCUUCUGUGACCGCUGUUAGGGUCAUGAAGGGCGACGAUCUGCCUGGUCAUGGCAUGCCGUCUGCUACUGAGACCUAUCCUGGAGGGCCAGCGGGUGCUGCUGCGUUGAUCCAGGCGUCUGUGAUGGGGGGUAAUGGAGCCCCAGAUGCACACGAAGUUGUGGAGAUCAUUGAGAGCCUUGGCCUCGAUAGGUCUGUUGAUGCUCGUGUCUAUGCUAAGUUGAUAUCUCUGACAACAGCAGAGGAGGACAUUGGGAAGCUCAUAGGGCUCAUGAUUAACAACCCGUCGUGCAAGGAGAUGGUCAAGAAUGCUGUGACGGUCGCUACCAAGCGGCCAGUGUUGUUGGCCUUGGCAGUGGGGCAGCAUAGCUUCAAGGCCCUUCGAAUGUACACUGAGCUGGCGGGAGCUAAGGCUAAUGACAACGCGCUCUUCCUCGCGUGUCUUCUUAUACUGGGUUCUGAUGCCUCUAGCAAGCACAUGAGGUCUUCUGCGGUGUCGGUGAUAGUGUCGAGGACGAAGGUCCCGGUGGCUGCGGCUAAGGACUCUUGGCUGUUGGUGAAUAGAGGCAUGGAGAAGACCAUAGAAGGGAAGGCUUACACUGCAUUGAGGAAGGCAUUGAAUGAGCGAGAGGCUGAUGCUGUUGGCUCUACGGCAGUCGUGAGGGAGAUCAUUGCUGCCAAUGGGGGACUUAUAAGGUGGAUUGUUGAGGUCUCUGGAGCAGUUGGUGAAGACCUGCAGAAGGAAUGUAUGGGUCUCCUGCGUAUGGUCGAUUCGCGGUCUCUCCUUGUCAACGGUGCAGUCCCUACUGCUACUGGUGCUGCUGUGGUUGCCUUGGGUGAAGCUUUGGAGAAGUGUGAAGACGAUAAGGUCGUUGGGAAGUUCGCUGACAUCGUUGUGGGCGGUACUGGAGCGGAUAUCUCGGACGACUUGCUUGGUGUGAUGCCUAAUGCCGGUUCUCGACUUAAGCCCAAGCAGUUGGAGAAGCUGGUGUCGCGGGCGUGCGCUACACUCCCUGGCCCAGGAGCCGUUCGCUUCUUGGCCCGUGCUGAUGGGAUAUCAAUGAGGGUUUUGGCAACGACGCUGCUACCGUUGAUAUCGGGUGAGGAGGCGGUGAAUGCGGUCCUCGCUGGUGAGGCCCUGUUCCAGCAGACCACAGACCUCAAGCUUGCUGACAGAGAGGUCGCUCGGAAGGCUGUAGUCAAACCGUUAUGCAAAGUGUUGUCCGGCCAAGAACCACGUGAAGCGGCCCUAGACCUUGUCUGCUUAUCGAUCCUCGGCAACGUGUGCCAGAAGGCCGAUUUGGCGCUUGUGAAGCCGGUGGUCUUGCGAGCUGCAGCUGAUAAACAGCAGCUCUCGGCUGCCCUGCGUCUCUGUGGAGCAAUCAAUAGCAUAGAUUUACUGAGGGAAGCCCUUGGCCAGAUCAAGACCCCUCUGGAGACUCCUCAAACAGAACAGUUGAAGACAAUCGUUAAGUCGAUGGUUUCUGAGGAAGGUAGCUCGGCUGCUGAGGUGCUGGACGCCUUGGUCUCGGCGCCACAGGAGUCGGCCCGCCUGCCUUACACGGUCAUCUGUGAGAUUGCUAGGAGCCUCGACGCUAAUGGUGCGGCUUUGGUGCUGCUGUUGGCGGCUGACGCCCCACGUGAUGAUGUUCAGACUUGGAUCAGUGGUGAAGUUCUUCCAUUGAAUAUAGCAGCUAUGGUUCACGCUCUUGAGACGGCACGGGCCCUAUUCAAGGGCGAGGUCACCUUUGUUAGCACUGCUGCUGUCCAAUACCGUACAGUAUCUAUUAGAGUGGUCUCGGGCGUAGUGUUGACGUUGACCAACUUGGGAGUGCCAGAGGGAACGCCAGAACAAUACGCGUCCCUGCUGUUGGCCUUGCACAACGUUACAGGGGACGCUAAGAGCAAGAAGGCUGCUAAGAGCCGCUCUGUAGCUACGCAAGCUGCUGGUGCUCUUCUCAAGGCGUUAGAGGCUGAUCGCAUCAUAGCGACAUUGAUAGCACUGUUGAAGAACCCUUCGAAGCAGUCAGCGUUGUUCACACAGAUAGCUGAUGCUAUUGAGGAGGGUGCUACUGGGUCCUGGCAGCAACAGUAUCUGUCCAUCCCUGCAUCGGUCCAGGAGGAGUGUAUUGACGCUGUUAUCGAGAGGGCCAGCCGGGAGGAUGAAGCUGUGAUGAGCAACUCUCUGUGGUCGGUCUUGAGGGGUCUGUGUAGUGCUCUGAGUCUUGCGACGUUGAAGGAUCGAGUGACGAAGUUGGUUGGCAGCAGUGAACCCUUGGCUUCUGGAGUGAUGCCUCUCGGAAAUGCUCAGCUAUGCAAAGCAACGACGAUUCUUGUCAAGCGAAUGGGUGCAUCGUCCCUCUCGUAUUUGAGUCUACUUCUGCCGUCCUUGAUUGCCGUUUUGUCUGCUGGAGAGAAGGACUCUACUGUGCUGCAGCCGACCGCCCAGUGCCUCUUUGAGAUCACUGGAGCCUGUGGACAGUACUUCGGCCCCGAGACUAAGGCGGUUUUCAGACUAUGUGUAUCGCCGGAGUGGGAGUUGGCGCGAAUUGGUGGGGCCCUCAGUGAAGCCAGCAAGGACCUCUCUCACCUGCUACAGAUGACAGCGCAGCGUUUGGCGAGGUCCCAACCCGUCGCGAGUAUGAUGGAGUCGGUGAAGUCGAUUAUUCUUGAGGCGUGUGGACCCAAGCAUUCAGUCCCGAGUGAUAAGGACAUAUUUCGCUUACAGAAGCUUAUGUCGUUGCUGGGUUAUCUGUUCUCUCGUACUGCGACCGACGUCCGAGUGAUGGGGUCCAUUGCUGACCCUCUAGCUCGGCUCCUCAGCCGCGUCGUCGCUGUUGUUCAAUCUACGCAUGUCGUGGUGCCCCCAGCCCGACGCGAAGUUCGAUGGUGUGAUGCAGAGUUUGGCUGGGGCUCGGAAGCGUUGGCCGGUCUCACUGUGCAGGCUCUAAGCGAGGCGUGUCUUCAUAUGCGUUUGGCUGAUGUGGGAAUCGUCAUCAAGGUGUUAGGAAAGGCAAUGAAGCGCGGCGGGUGGUUGGUGGAGGGAGGACAGAAGGCUCCUCAAACGGCCAUCUGGCUGUCGCUGGCGACCGAACUCUGCAACAGGGGAGGCCAGGAGAUCGGUGUCGCGGUACUUCAGUUGAUGUCUGGAGAUAUUCUCGAGAUCUUCAAGCAGUGUAACGAGCAGGCAAGUGGUUCAAAGAAUAGUAGUAAGAAGAGGAAGUCUGGCGAGGAGGCUGCCCAAGAGGGUCGACCCUGGUGGUUCGAUCUUAUGCAGGAAGCUCUAAAGUUGGUAGCAGCGGUGUCGAAUGUGACAUCGGAGGUGUCUUCGGACGGUGAGACCUUCGAGUCUAUCAUAGAUGCCGUGGCUAACUGCUCUUCGUCGGCUAAGUACUGGCCGAGCGCUUAUACAGCAGAGGCCCAGAGUGCAUUCAGCCUGGCCAUCAUUGCUAUUGGGAAGCGCUGUGCCAGUGACAAUCAGGUCAAGUAUUUGCUCGCGGAUCUUCUGCGGCCUUGUCGUAUGGAGCCUUCAGCUCAAGUGAAAUUGGCGCUGCUCCGUGGUGUGACGGAACUGUGGAAGGCCGUUGGUGGGCCGCUGCUGGUUGGCAUGUCGGAGGUGUCUGUAUAUGCUGGAGAGCUGUUGGAAGAUGAGGAUGCUGAGGUUGAGAGAGCGACCCGACUUAUGUUGGCUGAGGUGGAGACUGUGUCGGGCGAGAGCCUCUUGGACAAGCUUCACUCCUAGGAUCGACUCCAGUAGCAAUAAUAGCCACUGUUUACCAGGAUUAGUGACGCCAUCAUGGCUAAGCUAUAAACGUCAGUUUACGUUCCUCCGUUUACUACUACUACACGUACUUGAU
This is a messenger RNA of Perkinsus marinus ATCC 50983, 5539 nucleotides long. RefSeq names its product bap28, putative. Gene Ontology annotation, biological process: positive regulation of transcription by RNA polymerase I; maturation of SSU-rRNA from tricistronic rRNA transcript (SSU-rRNA, 5.8S rRNA, LSU-rRNA). Gene Ontology annotation, cellular component: t-UTP complex; small-subunit processome; 90S preribosome. The record is from RefSeq and is a predicted model, not a curated record. The transcript has 32 exons. Gene Ontology annotation, molecular function: snoRNA binding. Lineage: Eukaryota; Perkinsozoa; Perkinsida; Perkinsidae. The coding region runs from base 1 to 5424 and encodes 1807 amino acids.